UUAUCAUCUUACGCACAAUGAAAACGUAUUGAACGGAAAUCAGCAGUCGUCACGACCGUGUACCGGAAGAUUUUUUUUUCAGCGAUUCGUAAACUAUGCACCACCCGUUUCGGUCGGUUUUCUCGUUCAAUCGAAUCCGCGUAUAAAAAAAAAUUGGUUUUUAUUUAAUUAUAUAUAACAUUAAAUUGUAAUCGGUUCAUUUUGUGCACAACAAAAUAUGGAUAAAUAUUCUGGCGACGACGUAGACGACAUUUCGUCUUUUAACGUUUCCGAAAAGGCGCCUAUACUGGGCAGUUUGAAAACCAAACACAGGUCAGUGUUUUAACGAUUUCUAUUAUACUAUAUAAAAAUUCGGUGGAUGUAACACGUGAUAUAAUCUCGGCGUCGAGACGUAGGCGAUCCGCAAAAAUUAAACAUUUUAAUGGAAUAAUAUAGUGUACAGGUUUAAUAUUUGUCGAACUGAAUUUUUAUAGCGUCACAGUAACAGGUUAAUGCGCAGUCGUUUUUGCGAUUCUCGAAUCUCCCGAUUUAUAAAUUGGUGCCUACGACAGCAUUAUUUUGUUUUCGGCGUCCAAUUUUAUUUUUUUACGAAAAGACAUAUUUAUUUAAAGUACGACUUAUAAUGAACCUCCCAUUAAAUUUGUAAGCAUUUUUGUUUGGUCUAACAAUUUGUACACAAUUUGUAACAAAAUACUUACUGAACAAAAAAUACGUAAAAAACUCGCAAAAUUAAAAUGUCUAUAAACAACUCAAAAAUUGUUGGGAUAAACGAACAAAUAUUUAUGUUGCAACGAUUUCAUGAUUUUUAUAACUUUCGUUUUUUUUUUUAGAAAUCUUACUUCAAUCAAAAAACGACAAGAGAACUUUAUUGUAAAAUUUUGAAUCUAGUUGCUCAAAAAGAAAGUCGUUUUUUGGUUAAGAAAAAACUGGGAAAAACGUAAAAUGAAAACUAACAAAUAUACGACGUUACGAUUUUAUUAUUUAAAAUUUUUAAGAUUUAUGCUUUUUAUGAAAAAUAUUGCUCCAAUAACAAAACAAUAACAACAGUUUUAUUUAAUUUUUAAUCUAGUAGGUAAACAAGAAACCAUUUUCGAAUUUUUUUUUGUAAUAGUUUUUAAUAAUUGAGCAUAACCGAAAAAAAACAUAGAAAUAACGGGAAAUUUACGAAAAUAAUUCUUUUACUAUUUUAAAUUUUGUUUUAUUGUUUCAAUUCAGUUAAAAUUAUUCCAAGAGACUUAAAAUACUGACAGAAAACUUAUAUUUGUUUUUUCUCAAUGUGGUAAAAUUUUUAAAACAUUUGAGCCAUUUUCGACCUAUUUAUAUACAUUUUGAUUGUUCAAGUUAGAACAAACAGAAAUACUUGAAAAUUUAACUGGAGAUUAAUUAUAAAUUGUACUUUGUAGCUAAAACAAAAAUUGACUUUAAUAUAAAAAAUUGUUUAUACAAAUUUUAAUGAAAAUCGUAAAUAUUACACUUUUUCAAAACAUAUACAACCGAACUCCGCUUAAAAUUGUUUUUCAUUGGCGAUGAUUAAUCGUUGCGUACAAAUAUACGUUGAAUUCCCCUCUACUGUCCCAACUUCUUAUUUACAAUAGUGACUAACCCACCGUGCAAAGUAUGUUCGUCUUUUAUUAGUUUUAUUUUAAAAGUUAAAAAUAUUUAAUUAAUAUGAAAAAAUAUUAAAACUUAACUGUUAUAAAUUAGAGAAUAAUGAAAUUACAACAGUUUAAAUACCAUGUUAAUGAAUAAACUUACUAUGAUUUUUGCUGUUACAUAUUAUUCACUAUUUUUUUGAUUUCCAAAUCAAAAUUAUUUAUGGUCACUCUAAGCCUAUUUUGGAGAUGGUCAUCUGUUAAGUUUGACCGGUGUGGGUUUUUAAUUUUAUUUCCUUUGCAUUUGCCUUUGGUUUUUUCUUUUUAUAGGUAAAAGGGGAAAAACAAAUGCAAACAUAUCUUUUCGGAAUACAAGUAUGAACUCUCAAUCUCUAAAAUGACAAUAGCUAGGUAUCACCACUAGACUACGACAGACAUAAUAUAAUAUUGUCAAUAUAGAGUUAUUUAACAUAACAUAAUAUAAUAUUCGUAUAAUAUCAGACCUUCAAAAACCUAUAAUUUCGAAACUAAGGCAGUCCGCUCAAUUCUGAUUUACCAUGGUCCUUAAAUCGGCAAUAUACGUAUGACUCAGAAUUGCCACUUGGUCUUUUUUUCAACUAAAUGUCACUUUUUUUUAUAAGUCACUAAAAAUCAUUUUUUAAAUUUUGAAUAUUUCGUAUAUUUUUUCGAACUAUUUUAUAUUAUUCUUUCCCAAUAUUUUAAGAUUUAUUGUUAUACAAAAAGUGAUAUACUUUUGUUUACAUAAAGACUGAACCAAUUUAUAUUUUAGCUAUCUAUAUUAAAAAAAAUAAUAAUUUCAACAUUGUUAAAAAAUACUGGUUGGUCGACCAAAUGUAAUUUGUAACCUUUUUAGGUAUUUUUCGUUAUUUACAUAAAUAUAUUUUUCUAACAUAUUAUGUUACCAAGAAUUAAUAAAAAGUUUUUAUAAAAAUUUGUGUUUUUCAAUCUAUUUUUUCAAUUUUGUCAAGAAUAAAAAUAAUCAAUUCCUUGGGUUGGUACAUUAUAACUAUUAUUUUAUUAUUAUACUAUUAUACCAUUAUUAAAUUAUAAGUAUCUAUUAUUCUACAUAUAUUUAAAAAUGGGUAUUUUUUAAUCUUAUUACAACUUCAUGGUUAUAACUUAUAUCCAAUACAAAUUAUAUAAUGCAUCUUACGCAAAAUUAUAAUAACAUAUUUAAAAAUUAAGCUAAAUCAUAUGAAAUUUAUUUUAUUGAUUUAAAAAAUUCACUUUAUAGUCACUGUUUUUUAAUACAUUUUAGUUAAUAUAUAUACAAUUUUAAGCACAACACAUUGAUGGUAACCUUGAAUUGUGUUCAAAAGUCGAAACAAAAAAUUGAAAAAUUAGAUUUGUUCAAUAUAUUUUUUUACUCAAAUGAUUUUUGUCAAAAUUUUAUAUUAAAAUUCCUUUUUAAAAAAAAAAUACUGCAUUAGCUCAAUUUUUUUCUUACCAUAAAAUAUUACUUUUAAUGAAUCUCCUGUUAAAUUUCCAAGCAUUUCUGUUAGGUCAAACAAUUUCAUCACGGAAUACUUACAUAAUAAAAAUCACGUACAAAACUCGCAAAAUUAAAUCAUUUAUAAUUAGCUCAAAAGAACUAAGACAAAUGUGACAAAAGAUAUAAGUCAAUAUAUUUUUAAAAAUAAUUUGCAAAUGAUCAUAAGUCAUUUAUUAACACCUUUUUAAUAAUUUAUACACAUUAUUGUAAUUUUAAAUGUAUGAAAGUUUAUAUAAAUAUCAUACAAAUAAUUUUUCUGAUAUAUAGCUCGCAGCAAAAUCUAUUAAGUUUUUUUAGUUUCUAAAAAAUUUUAAAAUUUAACUUUUACCCUUUAUCACCAAAACCGUCUACGAUGUCUGGCUAUUAAAUAACGAGACUGGUUACGAGAAAGUGUUUUAUUUUAAAAGUUAUUCUACAUUCAAAUGCUCCCCUUCAAUAUACUCUCCUCCCCUCGCCACACAUCGUUUUAUUCGUUUCUUCCAUUGCUCGAGGCAGUGCUGGAAGUCUGUUUUCGUAAGACCAUUCAGGAGUUCCGCCGAUUUUUGUUUCACCUCUUCCAUCGACUCAAACCGGAUUCCUUUUAAGGCAGACUUUAUCUUCGGAAACAAGUAAAAGUCGCAGGGUGCCAAGUCGGGUGAGUAAGACGCGUGUUCGAGUACUGGAAUGCCUUAAGCGGCCAAAUAACGCUUCACAGACAGCGCGUUAUGGGCAGGUGCGUUAUCCUGGUGCAAGAUCCAUGACUUGUUUUUCCACAAUAUCGACCGUUUCUUACGAACUCAUUCGCGCAAUGUUGCCAAAACUAUCAAAUAGUAAUGUUGAAUCACAGUUUGACCCUCUGGAACCCAUUCAGUCAUCACGAUGCCAUUGAUAUCGAAGAAAACGAUCAGCAUGGUGUUGAAUUUGGAUUACGACUGAAUUGGAUUCCGGUGCACUCUCGACCUUCAGAAAAUAAUUUAUGCCACUCAAAAACACGCGCCCGAGAUAGGAAAUUCUCACUAUAGACCUCUUUUAACAACUUAUAGCACUCAGUUGGAGUUUUUUUUAGUUUAACGAGAAAAUUUUACGUUUAUCCGUUACUCAUGUUUUUCGUCACAUAUGGUUUUCGGCACGAGAAAAAAACAUGUUCGUUUAAACGCUACAGUAUAAAUACUAAUGCACCAACAAAAAACCCAAUUUUAUACUGUCAUAAUAGACACUUUUAGCUAAGCAGCGCUGUAUUCGGCUUUCCCCUAACCUCUUAGGGACGCUCUCUGCCUGCGCAGUCUCAUUAUUUAAUAGCCAAACCGCGUAUAUCACAAAUCCAUUAUAUAUGCUAAUAAAAAUUGACCCCUUGUUAAUGGACAAAACAAAUUGUUUCUCCGGCAAAUAGACACUCUUUCCCCCCCCCUCAAAUAAAGGCCUGUCAAUGGGUCGCUGCAUAUUAUACAUUUUGCCGGGCCGGUCUGAUGUCUCAAUCCGUUCUUAUUCCAAUCGAUCAUAAAAACGGUUGAUAAAUAUCAUUCGUUGAUAUUCAAACGUUUAGUAGCGAAAACAAACUUGUGUGAAAGUCAUCACUAGGACUUGGAAGUUAUCAGCCAAAAUAAACAAAAUAUAUAUGCCAAUGUUCAAUCAAAUUUAAUAAAUAUACAAAAAAAAAAUGUUUAAAAUUACAUUAAAAAAAAACCUCCUAAUGUUGUCAUGGUUACAUGUUGUUAAUUGCAUGAACAAAAACCUAAGAAAAUUAAUAUAUAAAAAAAUUAUAAUAUUAUAUAUUAUAAAAUUAUACCUAAAUAUGACGGAAAACUGGUUGACAUUUUAACAUUUCAUUAUAUUGAAAAAAUAAAUUUCCAGUAACUUUGAUAACCGACGAAUAGUAUCUUGGUAUAUGAGUGCAUUAUUUUAAACACAUAAACAUAUUGAAAAAAAAAAAUCAAUUUUUUAAAAAAAAUAUUCGUAUACUAUAUUUCAUUGAUUUCAAUGAAAUGUGCACUUUCUCCCGAAAAUGUAUAAAACAUGUAAAAUACAUAUUUUAAAUUUUCGAUUUUUAACUAUACAUAAAACACGGAUUUCUAGCUUGAUCUGCUAUAAACCGAGGACCUACGGAACAAUAUGCAACUCCUUCAACUUCCGAGCGUUAUUUUUAUUUGGCUAUAUAUUGGAUAUUAAAGAAACUCAAAAAAUAAAAAAAUCAUCGUGAAUCUAGUUAUUUUGUGUAAUUUUUAUUUUAAUAAAAAAUGUUUAAUUUUUUUUUUUCAGUUUGGUAACAAAACAAUGUGUGUUUUUGGUUUUUGGACUAAUCGCGUUAACUUCAUCGAUCGCUUUUCUAAUGGUGUACUCGGGAUUCGAUUAUCAUACCAUUAUCGUGCCAGAUCCGGAGUUUGAAUUUCCACCGUCGUCGAUGGCAAUGGGCUCGUACAAAAAUGCCGGUGUCGUGUCCAAUGGUGGACCGUGCGCACAGAUUGGAGUGUAACUAUAGUCAUUAUUUCGAUUUUUCAGCCUUUAAAACCAUUUGUCCCACAGCCAAUCCUCCAGGCAUUUAGACCUUAUAUCCAUCGAGAAAAUCGUCCAUUUCGGUCCCCAAUACUUCCAAGUAAUUUUUUUCCACACUAAUAUUAUUGAUAAUAUUUUAUUUUACUGCUGGACAAACAUUAUUUUUAGAGCAUUACAAUUUACAAAUGGCAUUAAUAGAAUUAUCAUAAUGUUAUCUACGCAAUAAUGUAAAAAAACAGCCAGCGCAAUAUACAUUUUAUUUUAUGAGAUUAGCAAUGUUGAUGUGUUUAAAAAUCGAUUUUUGAUACAAAAAUAAUUAGAUUAAUUAAAACUAGGUGCCUAUUAUAUCUACCUAUAAUAUUUAAUACAUAUAAAAUAUAAUAUUUCAUAAUCAGUUUUCGUACCUAUAAUGUAUAAUAAGGUUAAGAGAUUAUCUUCUCGGAAUUUUAUUACUAUAAUAUACUCGUAAUGUACUACAGCUUUUUAUAAUAAGUUAUGUCUUUAUGAUGAUGAUGUUUUAUUAUAUCAUAAAAUUGUGUGAACGAAAUAACAAAUAAUAGGAAUUUUAACUAUCAGAUAAAAAUUAAUAAUUUUACAUGUAGAAUACAAUCUCUCGGGAAUAAAAUGAUCCCUACCUAUAUAAUAUAUUUAAAUUAUUUAACGGAUUACAUAUGAUAUAAUGAACCUUGACCGUAAUAAUAAUUAUUAAUAUUAGUACUUACCUAUAUUGUCCUAAAUAAAUAUUGAUAAAAACGAGCGUUUAAAUUAAACACUAAGUAGUCAAUAGUUAAUUAUUAGUAGUUAAUAGUGGUUAAUAGUUCAAUAGCUAUUACGUCUGUGCGCUACAGUUAACAUAUUCAUUUUUAUUUAUGCAGGAAAAUUAAAAUAAAUAAUUUAAAAUUGUACUGUAUUUUUUUUGAAAAUUUCAAAAUAGUCAUAUUGUAAAAUAGAUUUUUAGAAAAACUCUUGGUGGUUGAAACUUUUGUUUUGGUAUAUUCUUUUAUUUUCUACAUUUUGCAAAUAUUAAUUUUAUUAUGGUUUUUAAUCUAUUAUAAUAUUUAAUCAGUAGAGCACAUCAAAUUAAACUGUUUUUUUUUCCAUGAAUUAAUAUCAUUUUUUUUUAUCUGUGAAUAUUUAAUCUAUCAGAAAUUUUGUUCCGAUUUUCAAGUGUAGCACUUUUACCAAAAAAGAAUAAGACUGGGGUGUCAUUUCUGAUUUUCCCAGGAGUUUUUCUAAUAAAUAGAAAAACGGAAAAAUUUACAAAAUGUAUUAAUUUUCGAAUCGUAAAUAUUAAGGGCAUUCAAAACAUGUAUAACCGAACUCCGCCCAGAAUCAUAUUUUGUUAGCACUUGUUAAUCGUUUUGUACAGAUAUACAUUAAAUUCCCCCUCUACCUUCUCAACUUCUUACCUAAAACAUUGACCCAACCGUUGUGCGAAUUAUGUCCAUUUGUUUUAUUUUCGUUUGAUUAUUACUAUAGUUUUAUUUUCUUGGCGUUUUCUAGUUCUCUUUACCAGUAAUUAUACCUUUACAUUUUCUCACGACCCUACCAAUUCUUCAGCUGAGUCUUAUGAUUAUAGGUGUAUUAUUUAAGGGGUUUGAUAGUGGCUAGACAUAGAUAAUUUGGCCCCCUCUUGAAUAGAAUUGUAUACGAAUAAGUUAAAUUUCGCUAAUCUGUGUUUAUAUUCUGCUUUAAAUAAAAUACCUGAUUACAUUAUAUUUAUUCAAAAAUUAAAUUUAAAUACUGAAUCAAACUGAAUUGAAAACAUACGUAACAUUGACUUCGUCUAGAAACUUCUUUGUUAUUUACACCACUAUUAAGUAUUAUAAAAUUAUUAUUAGAAUAAAAAUUUAAUAUGAAUUAUGCAACUCAUCAAUAUCAUAUUAUCACAUCUGAUGCAUACAUUUUUGAAAACAAUAAACCUAUCGAAAAUCGGAGAAUAAUAUUUAUAACGCGUUAUAGGAAAAAAUAUUGUAGGUACCAAAACAACGCGUUUAAUUAGAAACUUACUGAUGUAAUUCAUGAGUAGGUUAAAUUUGAUUAAAAUAAUACAAUUCUAGAGAUUUGCAAGAUAAUUCAGAAUCUCCCCGGAGGGCUAUAAUAAUAAAUCAUAGGAUUUACAUUAAUUCCGGAAUCCUACAAUCCGGAAUAUUACGGUCCAUACUUUUGCGUUCCAGAUUAUUGUGAUCCCCGAAUUUACUUUCCUGAUUCUUACGUUCCAGAUUAUUGUGGUUCGGAAAAUUACUGUCCAAAAUAUUACGUUACGGACUUGAAAUAUUUCGAAUUUUUGCGUUCAGCAAAUCUAGAAUCUAGAAUCUUACGUUCCGGAUAAUUGCGUUCCGAGGUCUUACGUUCCGGAUUUUAAAUUCUGGGUUUUUAUCAAUCUGGAUAGUUACAUUCCGGAAAAUAAUAACCUCCUGUCUCUCCUGAAUCUGACUGCACUAAAAGAAAGCUAAACAAAUAAACAUUUCUCAAAAAGUUACAUUGGCGCAAUUUCCAAAAUGUUAUCGUUUUAGUUUUCUGAAAAUUAAUUAUAAUUAUCAUUAUAUACACUAAACGAUUGUUUGAAUUGCCUUGUUCGCUAUAUGAACAUGAAACGCUAAAACAAAAAUAGAAUAGAAAUACUCUAUUGCAAUUCUUUAUAGUUUUAUUUUUUGCUACAAAGCCAGCUCGAUUUUAAUAUUGUAUAUACGGUUGUUCUGGAAAAAAAGGGACAUAUUGGCGAAAGGAGGAAACGCUGUGGAUGCCGCUAUAGCAGUAAUGGUGUGUGACGGAGCCGUAUGUCCAGAAUACAUGGGAAUCGGUGGUGGAUUUUUAUUAAGCGUCUACAACGCUACAACCAAAAAAGUUGUGUCAAUCGAUGCCCGAGAAACGGCUCCAGCUGCGGCCGAUGAAACCAUGUAUUUGGAUGACCCCAAAGCUGGUGUGCACGGUACGUAUAUGAUAAUAAUCGUUUAAUUAUAUUUUAGUAAUUGCUGUCUUUAUACGAUUUGUUAACUAGAAAUCUUGUUCCAAUUAAAAAAAACGACAAUAAUAGAACUUUAUCGUAGUAUUUUUUAGAUUCUGAGUGGAGCGAAGAAUAUAUUGGUUUUACACAGGUGUUUUUUUUUAAUUUUUGUGUAAACUCUUUUUCUAUCAGAAAGCUUAUUCCGAUAUAUACGAUGAAGACCCUUUUCUGAAAAGAAAUUUUUUGGGGUGAUACUUUAAGAAGGUCAUUUUUCGCAUAUCUCAAGAAUUUUCUCAUCAAAUGUGAAAAACUGAAAAAAAUGGAGGAAAAGCGGGAAAAAGGGAAAAAAUACAACGAUUUUAUUUCUGUGGACAACUUUUCUACCAACAAUUUUGCUCCAAUUUACAAUAAUAGCACUUUUUCUGAAAGAAAAUGACUAAUAAGUUACUUUGAGGAAGUUUUUUUUGAUUUUCCCAAGACUUUUUCCAGCAAAUAUAAAAAACUGGGAAAAAAUAUGAGAAAACUGGGAAAACGUAAAAAAAACGAGAAAAUCUGUACAAUAUUAAACAAAUAUUAAUAAAGAAAAUAUAUAAUGCCUUUUUAUUAAUAAUUUUACCAUAAUAUGACAUAUAUAUUGUUGACAAAACAUCACUAUCAACUGAACUCAGUUCAGAAUCGUUUUUUUAUUAGUAAUGAUUUAUCGUAGCUUACAGAUAUAUAUUAAAUUCUUGUCUGUAUCCUGCCUUUCUAACUUUUCACCCACAACAGUGGUUGCAACCGUCUCCAUUAUCUUACCUUGUUUGUUAUGAUGUAAUUUUCGGAUUUUCUUGUUUUCUUUAUAAUAGGUAUCAAAAAACCGGGAAUUUACGCAAUAACGAUUUUCACUACAUUUUUUUUUUUUUCGUUUUUUUUUAAUUCAGUUAAAAUAUUCGUAGAAACCUAUGAUAUUAUAUUAGCUAUGUCUAGAUAUAGCACAAUUUUCAAAAAAAUCUCAAACAAUUUUUGAGGCAUUUAUUACUUUUUGAAUUGUUCUAAUGUUUUUUUAAUUUUUUACUUAGCAGAAAAGGUUCUUUUGUGGAUAUAACUUUUCUGGCUUUUCAAUAAUGAUUGAAAAUUUGAUACAAGGUAUAUUAUACUCUUUUUUUUUUUUUAUGUCUCACGAUUUUUUUCAAUGGCAUUUACAGUUCAAAUUUUGAUGAAUCUAAAAAAUCGCGGCAUUUCAAAACAUAUUUAACUGAACUUCUUUUUUUCGUUAGCAACAAUUUAAUAUUGCGCAUAAAUAUUAAUUAAAUUGCUCUACUAAAUCAGUUAUUUUAAACUGGUUGCCAUGAUCUUUUGAACGUGUUUUUUUUCAUAAUUGACCGAUCGCGUACGAACACAAAUGCGAUCAAGCAUGAUGAAUCUACAAUACUUAUGAAACGACAGUUUAUUAAAACGUAAAAUUAAAUAAUAACCUAAAAAAAAAACAUGGCUGAGACAUGAGCCGUGAAAAUUGUAAUGACGACUACACUAGUUAUGUUUAAAAAUGUUUGAAAACCACUUCUACACAUAUUAUAUCUUAAGUUCUCAACUCCCUACCUACAACAGUGGCACAUUCAUCAGCAAUACCAACUCUUAAUAUUAAACAUAUUAUUCAUAAUUUUUCAAUAAAAUAAUAAUAUUUAAGUGGUGCCAACAGUUUCAUAUUUAAAGGGUUUAACUAUCCAAAGAGUAGCAUCGAACUCGGGCGCCAUAUUUCAAGGGCACGUCAUAAUAUAAAACAUGGUAAAUUAAAAAUUGUUUUUAAAAAAAAUAUCAACUCUUUACACUCGCUUAGUGGAGCUUAAAAUAAUGUGUUUUAGAGCCCAGUGUACAGUACAAAAUAUAAAGCGUGUUGUAAAAAAACGUGUUCUUAUGAAAUGGCACUAAAAGUGUAAAUACGUCACUAGAGACCAAUAUUACGUUACUUUAUUUACUUACUUACCUAUAAUAUAAAUACAACGUAUACGUAUAAAUAUCGAAAUAAUAGUUUAAUUUAAAUAUUGUAUAUAGGUGGACUGGCUGUCGCAAUUCCAGGGGCACUCAAGGGUUACUCUGUUCUAUACGAAAAAUAUGGCGGCGGAGUUUCGUGGGAAUCGCUGUUUGAAGCGACUAUACAGUUGUGUUUGAAGGGUAUUACAAUCAGUGAACAUUUGGAGGUUAGAUUGAGGGACGUCCAACGGUUAAUAAAAAAAGACCCAAUGCUUAGGUAUAUAAUAUAAUAAUAUGAUAAAAGAUUGUUAAAUUACAAUUAUAUAACAUCUCAAGAACAAACUUUGCACGGGUCAUAACCAUCAGUUAUUAAAAUAUAAACGUUGCUAUUUUACAGAAAAACGUUUUUCGAUCGGAAAACCGGUCACGUGAAGAAAGUCGGAGAAACGUAUGUGUUACCAAAGUUAGCCCGAACGAUGAAAAUUAUUGCAAAAGAAGGCGCGAGCGCCCUAUAUAACGGAUCGUUGACUCCAAAAUUAUUGCACGAUUUAAAUAAAAUUAACGGAAUAAUAACGGCGGAAGAUUUAGCCAAUUACAAGUAAGCCGUUGUAUUUUAUUAUGAAUUACUCGAUAACCUUAAAACCAUAUUCUCUUGGCUGUUGACAAAUAAAAAUACUACCGGUGUAUUAUAAAUUAUAGUUAAUUUCACCGGUUUUUAUCUAAUAUAUAGAGUCGAAAUCGAAGAUGCAUUUGCCAUAAAACUAAAAAACGGAUACACCAUACACUCGGGGCCACCACCCGGUUCCGGUAUCAUACUAGCUUAUAUUCUUCGAGUAUUAGAAGGCUUGUGGCCGGCACCCAGUCCCGGUUUGGACGCGCAUCGAUUGGUAGAGGCUUUCAAAUACGGAUACGCCGAACGAACGCAUUUGGGUGACCAUAAAUUCGUAAACGUAUCUCAAGUAAAUAACGUACUCCAUCACGAAAAACGUGCUGAUGCAUGUUGUAUUGACGCCAGUUUUAUGUCUUUAGAUUUUCGAAAAAGUCAACUCUGACAGUUACAUAGACGGUAUUCGGAGUCAAAUAAUGGAUAAUUUCACGUCAUUGGAUCCCAAAUACUACGGUGCCGAUUUCGAUAUGUUAGAAGACCACGGCACCGCAAACUUAGUGGUGGUAGAUUCGAUGGGAAACGCGGUCGUAGGUACCAACACGAUUAACACACUGUAAGUUAAUAUAAAUAUUAUCGUCUAUAUCGAAAUCGAUAAAUAUUUUGGGUAACAGAAGUCAGAAUAGGGAAACCCAAACAGCGAUUGUCACAUGUACCGAACUAUUUAGAAUGAUACGGUAAUGAAAUUGGUUUACUUGUGUAGUUUUGGUUGCGGUAUAAUGUCUCCCAGUACCGGUAUAAUUUUAAACAACGAAAUGGACGAUUUUUCCACACCGGGAGUGAUCAAUUCUUUCGGCAUUCCGUCGUCACCAGCCAACUUCAUAGAACCAGGCAAACGUCCAAUGUCUUCGAUGUGCCCAACCAUAUUCACAGACAAAAAAGGUGACUUUGUUCUCGGCGUGGGAGCAGCUGGUGGAUCGAAAAUCACUCUGGCUACAGCCUACGUAAGAUCUCUCGAAGACUUUAAUAUAAAAAGAAUUACCUGCGAUUAUUUUACUAAACUCCAGUAAAUACCGAUAGAGAAUGUGUAUACAGUUUAAAAACGUAAAUAUCGUCUAAACACUUUUGAUUUACAUAUAAAAACUUAUUUUAAAAUUUCUUUUAAACGUUUACAGGGUGACUCUCUUAUUGGCGAACACACAUUAUUUCGCAAAGUACCUAUAGAAUUUUUCACAAAAAAAAGUUUUGACAAUUAGGGAAAUAAGUAGAUCUAAAAUAUUACAUCACGAUUAUUAUUUUGUUACCUUUAUUUCUGUAGGUGAAAAGUCUACCAUCUUUUAACUUUUAAAUCGUACCCUAUAUUAAAAGUUCCACAUAUAGAUAUAUUAGAGCUCUAUUCAAACAUCGUGCGCCUUGCCACCACACAAAUGAUACUCGGCUACUUUCCCCCACCUAAACUUACAAAUGGAAUAACUCGUGAACUCAUUAAUGGAAGUCAAAAAUGCUAACACCGACAUUUAUUUAAACUAACACUCUAUCUGAACUUUUAAUAUGGAUUAUCAUUUUAAAAUUAAAAAUUGGUAGUCUUACCCCAACAAAAAAAGAGUGACAAAUAAUAAUGGUGAUGUAAUAUUUUAGAUCUGAAAUUUUCAAAACAAUUUUGUUUAAAAAAUAAUUCUAAACUUUGCAAAUAAUGAGUAUUCAACUAUAAAAAAAAUCAACCUAUAUAUUAAAAUGUAAACCUGCUCGAUUUUAUUAUCGCUUUUCUGUUAGCCAUAUAUAAAUUACCAACAAAUGUCAUAGUUCACACAUAACUAUUUAUAAAUAAAAUUUGUCCAAAUACUUGUCCUCCUUCGAACUUCUCAUCUAUCACAGUGGCCUAUACUCAUAGUGAAAUAUGUCCGGAUUUUCUAUAAUAUAUUUUAAUUGUAUAGGUCACGGCCCUCAAGUUGUGGCAAAAUAAAACACUAAAAGAAGCGUUAGACAAACCUAGAAUUUAUCACCAGCUUUUACCCAUGGAAGUCCAUUAUGAAUACGGAACAACCAAAGUCAGUACAAAAUCGAUUUAGAUUUCUAUAACAAUAUGAUAAUAUUAUGUUUUCCUAUUUUUAGGACGUAGUCCAAAAACUCAAAGACAUCGGUCAUCCAGUAGUAAGAUUGAAAAACGCCGGUGUUUCUGGUGCAUCGGCGAUUGCGAAAUCUUCGUCAGGAAUAAUCGAGACUAUGCCCGAUUUCCGACGACCCGGCAAUUCAUCCGGAUAUUGACAAAUAAUUAAUUUUAAUGACUUUUUAUAACGUACGUUUUAAGUUCCUAGAAAAAUUAUAAUCUCGAAUCACAACGCAUCUUGUGAGUGAUCGGGAAUAAUAUUUAUUAAUAUAUUAUAAUAAUAAUAAUUUUAGGCACUAUAAUUGAAAUAAAGAUUAUAAUCGAAUAAUAUAACGAA
This is a messenger RNA of Cinara cedri, 13519 nucleotides long. NCBI's taxonomy places the organism in Eukaryota, Metazoa, Arthropoda, Insecta, Hemiptera, Aphididae. The record is from the annotation of a GenBank genome assembly.